Molecule: messenger RNA, 887 nt
Organism: Magnolia sinica
Lineage: Eukaryota; Viridiplantae; Streptophyta; Magnoliopsida; Magnoliales; Magnoliaceae
Product: oxygen-evolving enhancer protein 3-2, chloroplastic-like
Exons: 3
Coding region: 97-807 (236 amino acids)
Biological process (GO): photosynthetic electron transport chain; photosynthesis
Cellular component (GO): photosystem II; chloroplast; photosystem II oxygen evolving complex
Molecular function (GO): calcium ion binding
Source: RefSeq, a predicted model, not a curated record
CUCAGGCAACAUAUCCGAAUAAAAUCCUACAUUUUCUCUCUCCCAUUGCCCGAUUAAGAAAGCCGUUGUUAGAGAGACCGAGAGAGUUCGACAGAAAUGGCGCAAGCUAUGGCUUCGAUGGCUGGCUUACGAGGCUCCACCCAAGCCGUCUUGGAAGGCAGCCUCCAGCUCAGCGGCUCGACCCGCUUGAACGGAGUCAGCCCCUGCAAGUUAGCCGUUAGCCGACGGGGUCUGAUCACAGUUAGAGCUCAGCAGCUGCCGGCUGAGAGCGAAGCCGUGGCUCAGAGCAGCCGCCGAGCCGUACUCGGCCUCGUAGCCGCGGGGUUAGCUACUGGGUCCUUUGUUCAGGCCGUGCUUGCUGAAGCCAAGCCCAUCAAGGUGGGCCCACCUCCCCCACCUUCCGGUGGAUUGCCUGGAACUCUGAAUUCUGAUGAGCCGAGAGACCUCGACUUGCCGCUGAAGGAGCGGUUCUUCAUCCAGCCACUGGCUCCAACAGAGGCUGCAAAAAGGGCGAAAGAAUCCGCCAAAGAAAUUCUAGGUGUGAAGACACUGAUUGACAAGAAGGCAUGGCCGUAUGUCCAGAAUGACCUCCGUCUCAGGGCCUCGUACCUCCGCUUUGAUCUCAACACCGUCAUCUCUGCCAAGCCUAAAGAGGAGAAGAAGCCCCUCAAAGAACUCACUGGAGUACUCUUUGCCAAGAUCGGUGACUUAGAUCACGCCGCGAAGAUCAAGAGCACUCCUGAAGCUGAGAAAUACUACGCAGAGACCGUAUCGGCCCUCAACAAUGUCCUCGCCAAAAUUGGCUAAAGAGAGGAUUUUCUAUCUCAUUUGUAAUUUCUAACAUUUUGUUUAUGUUUAUAUAUUUAUUAUAUGGGACUGGUUUUGCA